Sinocyclocheilus rhinocerous is the source of this 5568-nucleotide messenger RNA. It is a transcript of the gene paplna, whose product is annotated as papilin a, proteoglycan-like sulfated glycoprotein. Bases 405 to 3965 code for a protein of 1186 amino acids. Gene Ontology annotation, biological process: extracellular matrix organization; proteolysis. Gene Ontology annotation, cellular component: extracellular matrix. The record is from RefSeq and is a predicted model, not a curated record. Gene Ontology annotation, molecular function: metalloendopeptidase activity; serine-type endopeptidase inhibitor activity. Lineage: Eukaryota; Metazoa; Chordata; Actinopteri; Cypriniformes; Cyprinidae. The transcript is spliced from 30 exons.
UCCAUCACUAAUAACAGUGUGUUACAGUGGACAAGCCAAAGUAUACUGCUUCAGAGCAUUUGUUUUUCCGAAAAAUAGGAUUUGUAACAAACCUCACAUUUAUAUCUUUUCGUUUAAUUAUUAGUAUUUUUUAUGUUAUGCGUGACAAAACAUCACAAUUGUACAACAGUAAGAAAAACUGUAACUGUGGCAUUUUGUUGUGUGUGUGUGUGUGACGCACUGUGGACAUUUAACACCACUCUUCCCUCACGCUCCUCAGAAAGAGACAGAGAGUAGAUCAUCAGCGUGAGAUGCAAUCAUCAACUCUGCUUUCUUUCGACAUCCGGAACAAGUCAAAGACGGACGUUGGGUGUGUGAACAUUGAAUUGGCAGAAAACAGUCAGGAUUGACUUUGAGCCAUCAGGAUGCUGUCGGUUGUGGCCUGUCUACAGCUGUUACUGGCCUCUGCUUUCAUGCAACCCACCGGUGAUUUCUGGGAUGAGUGGGGCCCGUAUGGCGAAUGCAGUCGCAGCUGUGGCGGUGGGGUUACUAUGAGGACGAGACGAUGUGUAACCCAGCGAACUGAUGGAGGGCAUAGCUGUGUGGGUCCAGAGAAGUCCUAUCGCUCGUGUAAUAUCCAGGACUGUCCCGAGGGAUCCAGGGAUUUCAGAGAGGAGCAGUGCUCUCAGUUUGAUGGCACUGAUUUUCAAGGAAAGCGCUACAAAUGGCUGCCAUACUAUGGUGGAGAAAACCCCUGUGAGCUCAGCUGCAUUCCCAGAGGAGAGAACUUCUACUUUCAGCACAAGUCUGCGGUGGUGGAUGGCACACCCUGCCAUCCCGGAGGAAAGGACAUCUGUGUGGAGGGGCUCUGUAAGCGUCUCGGCUGUGAUAACAUGCUGGAGUCGCUCCAGGAGGAGGAUCCCUGUCUACAGUGUGGAGGAAACGGACAGUCAUGCAAUCUAGCCAAAAACAGUUUCUCAAUGCGAAACCUGCCCAAAGGUUACAAUCAGAUGUUCAUCAUUCCUGUCGGGGCGACCACUAUACGCAUCAAGGAAACAGUGCCAACGCGCAAUUACCUUGCAAUCAAAAACCUGCGUGGUGAGUACUACCUUAACGGACAUUGGGUGAUCAAUUUCUCUCGUGCCACACCUAUUGCUGGCACUGUGCUGUAUUACCAGAGGGGAACCGAGGGUGAAAAAACUCCUGAGAUAAUCACAGGCCGUGGCCCGACCACUGAGCCCCUAGUGAUAGAGCUCAUCACUCAAGAGGACAAUGAGGGAGUGGAGUAUGAGUAUUAUCUGCCGAACGGACGCUCAGUGGAGGGAUAUUACUGGAGCUACGGCUCCUGGUCUGCCUGCAGCAAGGAGUGCAGCUCAGGUUACCAGUCACGUCUGGUCUUCUGUACCUUUGAUGAUGAAGCGUAUUCUGAUUACCUGUGUGCUUCCUUCCCUCGACCCCUCAGUAACCGCACAUGCAAUGAACAGCAGUGCCCACAAACCCGCAGGAUGGCGUAUGUGUACGAGCCACGCUUGUGGAGGCCCAUGGAAGCACCACGAGUCUAUGUACAAGUGUACAGCUGGGUGACUGGGGAGUGGAGCCCGUGUCCGGUGACCUGCGGCGGGGGUCUUCAGGUGAGGAGAGUGGAGUGUAUGUCUCACGACUCGGCAGGAUCUCGACUGGUGGAGGAUUCCCAGUGUGCUUCCUACGCACCCAGACCGCUCAACCAACAGAACUGUAACAUGCAGAAAUGCGCUCAAUACAGAGUUUCCAGCUGGAGCCAGUGCUCUGUGACGUGCGGCUCUGGGAAACAGACGCGAGAUGUGGUGUGUGUGGGUUCAGACGGAGCUUCUCUGGAGGACUACGUAUGUGGGACCCAACCGAAGCCGCCCAAGACACAGGCCUGUGAGAUGCCCGUCUGCAGGAGCCCCAUUGGCUGGCAUAUAGGAGACUGGGGCCUGUGCUCUAAGAGCUGUGGCUCGGGGCUGCGGGAACGGCAGGUGAUCUGUUCAGACAGACAGAGAAACCUGUACAGGGUAGAGGAGUGCCAGUCCAAACCCAAACCUCUUACUGUGGAAAGAUGCAACGUCCAGCCUUGCUACAGGCCUCAGGAGGUGCCCAGCAUGCAGGACCCAACAGGUCACGAUAACACCAUUCAUGGCUUCCUGCCGUAUAUCGAGGAUCCCGCAUUAGAAACUCCUCAAAACAAUGCUGUCCACAAACCUCAUGGCACGCCUCUCACCCCUCACUGUAGCCAGACCUACUAUGGCUGCUGUCCUGAUGGAAGUACUCCAGCCAGUGGACCACAGAGCCAAGGCUGUCCCCAGGACCAAGGCCUACCAUCGUGCACAUGGAGCAGGUACGGCUGUUGUCAUGAUGGUGUGACCAUAGCCCAAGGUCCCAACAAGGAGGGCUGUCCAGAUUCCUGGCCACACUGGUCUCCAGCAUCAGACAUACCAUCUGCACCCACAGACUGCCAGAUGUCCACCUAUGGUUGCUGCUAUGAUGGUGUGACGGCUGCUGGUGGUACUCAUGGGGAGGGGUGCUCCAACCCCCCCAGCAAUACACAGCGUUCUCGGUCCUGUGACCUACCCCAUACGGUCGGGCCAUGCGAUAAUUGGACAUCCCAUUACUACUACGACCGCUCUGCCUCGCGCUGCAUGCAUUUCUGGUAUGGUGGCUGCCAUGGCAAUAGCAACAACUUUGCCUCGGAGGAGGAAUGCCAGAGAAUGUGCCUGAGAUCCGACCUGAGCCAGCGGGACCAGGCGCAUGUCUUGUCUUUGCAGCACGGUGGACGCCGCUUCCCCGCACAGAUCCACCACAGCUCUAGUGGUGCGACCCACAUGCACCGGGCUCACCGGCUGGACCCCAGUGCCAUGCAGCAGAGCAGCCCCGCUGCCAGCUGGACAGCUGUAGGUGUGAGUAUAGAUAAGUCGGAUCCCUCCACAGUGGAGGGGCUGGUUGGUCAGCAGGUAGUGUUGCCCUGCAGGGUGAGUCCUCGGCCCUCCUCCACUGUGAUCGUGGAGUGGAGACGGGAUGGUGUCCCUGUUGACCCCGCCAGGCAUCAGCAGCAGUCGGACGGCUCUCUGUUGGCUGGUCCUAUAACAUUGCAGGAUUCUGGCUGGUUUCUGUGUGUGGCUACAAGAGACCGUGACAGAGAUCACCGCUAUAUUUACCUGUCUGUCUCAGGAGCAUCUCAGAACGGUGGAGGAAUAUCAGAGACAGAUUCUUCCCAGUCCUACACAUCACAUUCAUCUUCCAGGUUCAACAUUGACUAUUCGUCUCUGGUCGAGGCUCGAGCAGGUCAGACGGCCAAACUGCGGUGCGCGGUGCUGCCAGUCUCUUCCAUGCAUGCGGUGACCGUUCACUGGAGCAGAGCUGGAGAGCCGCUCAACUCGCUCAGGCAUUCUCAACACUCUGAUGGCACACUGGUGAUUAACCAGCUGACGUCAGAUGAUUCAGGGCUUUAUACCUGCACCGUCACGGAUGCCCAAAAGUCUGAAGAACGCCAAAUCCAGCUCAGGGUUGUUGGCGACCUCAGGAUCACUAAAGCCCCCACGGAUGUCAAUGUGCCGCAGGGCAGCACUGCUCAACUGCCCUGUGUAGUGACCGGAGAAAAUGUGAACGUUGGCUGGUCACGGAAUGGUGUGCCAGUGCGACCGGACGGACAUCAUGUGCAUGUGUCAGCAGACGGGACGCUAAUACUAAAUAAUGUCCAGUCAGUGGAUGAGGGGACGUAUACCUGCAAUGCCUACACUGGGACGUACUCGGUCAGCGCAGCGGCUGAAGUGCGACUGGCCAAAUCCCCUCAACAAGAUUUCAGUGGGAGUCAGGGGUUGUCGCCGGACUGCGUGGAUCAGCCUGAACUGGCGAACUGUAAGCUGAUUGUGUACGCACGUCUGUGCUCCAGCCAGUAUUACUCCAGUUUCUGCUGCGCCAGCUGUGCCAGGUAUGCCAGGGACAAAGAUAGACCCGGACAAACCAGAUAGAUCAUGUGCAAUGAAUCCCGCUGCCUCAUUGGUCGAUUCAGACUGACAUUCACCUGCCGUGUACGGAGACUCACCUCAUGAUUGAAUAUCAGCAUCACCUGCUGCUUCAACUCCACAUCAACGCUGACCUCAGGCAUUCAGUAUUCCCGGCCCAUUCAGAUCAGAGCUUAUUUAUCUUUGUGUGUCAUCUCUGUGUGCAUUUUUGUGUGGAACUGUUUAAGCGCAAUUGAAUGUUCAGUUUGGAUUAUUAACAGGUAAUUGACACUGUAGUACAAGAGCUGUCUUUAUUGUGCUGUUGUUGUAACAUGUAUUAGGAUAUACUUGCAGUUAAAACAAAACUGAUUCCACAAUUAGGAAACGCUUUCAUGUAUUUUGAAUGUGUAGACUGCAGUGAUGCACCGAAAUUCAGGCAACCGAAAAUACUCAGCCAAAAAUGAAGUUUCUGUUUUGGCUGAAACUGUUUUGGAAGGCCGAAAUCAUUGACGUUGAAUUAGUGCUUCUCUGAUGGAAUUGCAGUAAGCUUUAUGCUUUAAUUGUUACUUUUGAUAUGAAACUGUCUCAACUUUCAAACUCUGUCAAUUUUAUAAUGAAAUUUAAACAAUAAAUGCAGUUUUGCUGCUCGUUAAUGUGUUUUGACAGAUCGCCGAAGCACUUCAUUUCAAAUGACACGUGAACCAAUCAUCUCUUUCUCUUUACUACUAGCUAUAGCACCAAAUAAACAUGAAUGAACAUCAGAAGAAACCAUACAACUCACUGAAUUGAAUCACGUCUGGUAAUCACUCAGUCAGCAUUUCAACUGCACAAAAAUAUAAAUAAAAAAACAGCUUGUAAACAGCAUGUCAUGUAAUGUUAUAUCAGGAAAGACAUUCAAUGUUUAUAAUUUGUUAGGUAGCUAGAAAAAUGAACUCUUGAGAGGAUCAUUGUGCUAAAUAAAUGCACUAUAUUACAUGUUCAUUAUAUUUUUACUUUAUUACCGACACCAUUAAAAUGUUUAUUCUUUAACAAUGAACUGAACUACAAACUAAAUGUAUUACUAAAAGGUUGAUAUGAAACGUGCCUUGAAUAACUGUUCAAUUAAAAUGUUUAUAUACAACAGUUUUUGAGUGUUAGUAAAUAAAUUGUAUUCAUUAAUUGAGUAUUAAACUUAUCUUUGCCAUUUUGGGCUAAAUGGAAAACUAAUUUUGCUUUCGAUGUUUCAGUAAGACAUUAAUUUCGGUGCAUCAUUAGUAGAUUCAUUUUUGUAAGUGAAAUGCACAGUAAUGCAUAUAUUAGUAUGUUCUAGUAUUAAUGCCAUGUAUCAAAUAAACUGGUUAUGGCACAGAAACCAGUAAAUACCAAAGAAGGAACAUUUUCACGUAACAAACGCUUUUCCUGAUUGGUUGGUCUAGCUUUGUGCUGCUGACAAACUACGAGGACAUGAAAUCCUCUGCUUAUCUAGUUAGAGACACACAGAUUUAUUUUGGUCCAGCAUGAAGGAAUGUCUCGACAGAUAGAGCUGGAAUUGGCAGGGUUUCCAGCGCAGCUGUUCUCAGAUCCAUCGAUAGCUCAUUGACUUAUGUGUUUGAUCAUUUUUCUAUUUAAUACCCAUCAUAACUCUGUUGAA